AUGCUGGAACUACGGAAAAGUCGUCAGCAUUGGCAGAUGAUGAGCUUGCAGACCUCACGAUUGACUGAGAUGAGCUCCUUUAUGAUGUUAAUCGCGAAGACAACUUCUUGUCAUCCUGCAACAUUUCCACACAAUCACCAUUCCUAUGAGGCACCCCAUCGUCCAUUAAGUCAAACCCGGUGCUACGAAUUCACAUACGGUGUUACUGCAGAAAUUGCAUACGCCAUCAACAAAACACUCGAACUAUGCAAGGAAAUAUCAUUCUACGACAAGCUCACUCCCCAGCGGGCAAUACCAGAAGGUAUUCUUGAGGCGUGUGAGUCAUUGGGAAAUCAACUCUUAUCCUGGUCACUCAACGAUGAACUCUCAAAAGCCAUCUUUCCAAACGACGAAACAAUGCAGGUGGUUUUCAGCCACCACGCACAUGCCUGGCAUCUCAGUGCUCUCAUCUAUUAUCUCCAACACAUCCAAGGAGCCAGCAGGUCUGAUAUAGCCGAGCACGUGGCAAAUGCUGCUUCAUACCUGCAUAUCGUUGAGGAUAUCAAGUCGGGGCUUCCGGAUAAUCAGAUGGCUCCGAUCACUUGGCCAGCAUUCAUUGCUUCAUGUAGUGCGCUGGAUAGAGAGACCUGGGUUUUAUGGUGGACUCGAAUACAGAGAUAUGGGAUCGGGACUAUGAAGAGACAGUUUGACGUUGUGAAAGAGAUUUGGUCUGCUCUUGACGCUGAACCUGACGCAAAUUGGCUGGAGAUCAUUCGAAGGAGGAAGAUUGAGGUGCUGGCGCUUUGA
Molecule: messenger RNA, 786 nt
Organism: Penicillium cinerascens
Lineage: Eukaryota; Fungi; Ascomycota; Eurotiomycetes; Eurotiales; Aspergillaceae
Product: transcription factor domain-containing protein
Exons: 1
Coding region: 1-786 (261 amino acids)
Source: RefSeq, a predicted model, not a curated record